AUGUGUCUUACGUCAUCAUUAUGCGUCUAUAGUCACCGCUACAUGUGAAGAAAACAUGGGGAGGCAGUUAGUUUGACAUUUAACUAAUGUUUAAGUAAAUCCACACAACGCUGUAUGCGACGUUUGUGAGCCAAAGUGUAACUUUUAACCACGUUAGGACUCUGUAAGUAGCUAAAAGUGAGGUAGCCUAAAGUCUGGUUGGCUAGCUUUUAGCCUGCUAACAGCAUGGAUAACACGGAGGAAAAUGCGAUUGAGAUCCACGGAGAUGAGGAAAUUAUUGAAGUAAUCGACCUAAACGAGACGGAGCCUGGUCCCGAUGACUUGGCUGAUGACUUGGAGGACGUUGACUUUGAAGACCCUGGAAACGCAGAUGAUGAAGGCUGGGAGACUGAGGACGAGAUGGAAGCUGAGGCAGAGCAAGAUGACAGCGAACUCACCUUCUCCAAACACACCGGCUCAGUCUUUUGCGUGAGUUUGGAUCCUGCGACAAACAGCUUGGCUGUAACAGGAGGAGAGGAUGAUAAGGCCUACGUUUGGAGGGUGAGCGACGGAGAAGUUCUGUUGGAGUGCACAGGUCACAAAGACUCUGUGACGUGUGCCGUGUUCAGCCAUGACUCCUCCAUGGUGGCUUCGGGUGACAUGAGCGGCAUGAUUAAAGUUUGGAAAGUAGAAACCAAAGAGGAGAUCUGGUCCUUCGAAGUGGGAGAUCUGGAGUGGUUGGAGUGGCAUCCCUGCGCUCCGGUGCUGCUGGCGGGAACAGACGACGGCAACGUGUGGAUGUGGAAGAUCCCUUCAGGAGACUGUAAAACCUUCCAGAGUUCUGCAUGCCAGGCCACCAGUGGCAAAGUCCUCCCUGAUGGUAAACGGGCUGUAGUGGGUUAUGAGGAUGGAACGGUACGCGUGUGGGAUUUGAAGCAGGGAAACACCGUCCAUGUAAUUAAAGGUCAGGACGGACACCAGGGGGCGCUGACCUGCCUGGCGUGUAACAAGGACGGCUCUCUGGUGCUGACAGGUUCAGUGGACGGUUGUGCCAAACUCAUCAACACCAACACAGGCAAGGUGGUCGGAUCGUUCCCUGUGGAUGGAGGUAAAGCCAAAGGAUCAAAAGACGAGGAAGAAUCCAACUCUGUCGAAUCUGUGGGAUUCUGCAACAUCCUGCCUCUCAUAGCUGUGGCGUACCUGGAUGGGACUCUGGCCAUAUACGACCUCUCAUCACAGGUCCUGAGGCACAGGUGUCAACAUGAGGCUGGCAUCGUUCACCUGCGGUGGGAAGAGUCUUCUUCUGUGGUGUCCACAUGCUGCUUAGACGGAGCACUACGCUUAUGGGACGCUCGUUCUGGCAGCAUGGUGUCUGAGUACCACGGCCACACUGCAGAGAUCCUCAACUUCACCAUCAACAGGGAAGCGUCUCUCGCAGUAACCGCUUCAGGAGACAGCCAGGCGAAAGUCUUCUGCCUCCAAAGACCUGAUCGAUAAAGAGAGCAGGAAGAAAGGAGAUGGGAAGUAGAGGAGAGGAAAUAUUUCAGGAGAGACUUUUGAUGAUCAGACAUUUUGUUCUUUAAUACUGGAGAACAUGUUUCCCUUCUCCUCAGGAUUUUAAAAUGUUGUGUGGUCUCACCAUCUUAUCUGACCUGCUUUAGUAGGAUUUUAGCAUCCAAAUGAUUCUUUUUUUUCUGUUUUCAUCAGAAUUUCAGUUGUGCUUCUGGGAGAUGUUUAAGCUAAUUCAAGGAGACCUAAACUGAGAGAAAAAAAGUUUUUCAAAAAGAGUUUUUGAUCUUGUCUACACAGGAGUUUCAAAUCUGAUCUUUAAAACAAGCUGUUCCUCGUUACUUUCUUCUAAGUAUGCUUCUAAGAGUCUGAGAGACUCAACAGAAAAAAAUUUAAAGAGUGAUACAUUACGGUGUCCUUUGACAUCCCUUUUAAAGAGAUAAAACAUAAGACAAAAAAGAGGAAUUGUUUUUGGUCUUGAUUAUAUUAUAGUUUUUUGUUCAUUCUCCAAGUCCUAGUUUACCCCUUGAGGAUGUGUGUGUGUGGUCUUCCAGCUGUUCAGUCAGGAAUUACCUCGCCAAAUUUUGAUGAUGUAAACUCAAGUGUAAAUACAAAAUAAUAAAUAAUUUACUUUC
Siniperca chuatsi (mandarin fish) is the source of this 2123-nucleotide messenger RNA. RefSeq names its product angio-associated, migratory cell protein (gene aamp). The transcript is spliced from 11 exons. Gene Ontology annotation, molecular function: protein binding. NCBI's taxonomy places the organism in Eukaryota, Metazoa, Chordata, Actinopteri, Centrarchiformes, Sinipercidae. The record is from RefSeq and is a predicted model, not a curated record. Gene Ontology annotation, cellular component: cytosol. The coding region runs from base 226 to 1476 and encodes 416 amino acids.